AGAAAGGCAUUUCAGCAAUGUUGCGUCGAAAAAACUUGUUUAACCGAAGUUCUCCAUAAAAAUUUCACCCACCUGACGGAUCAUCUGCAUAGAAAAUCAUAUAAAUCGUGUGAUCACAUAAAUCCAGUGGCAAUAAUGACGACUGCAUUGUAUUUGGAGCAUUAUUUGGACAGUCUUGAACACCUGCCCAUUGAGCUCCAAAGAAACUUCACCCUGAUGAGAGACCUGGACGCCAGAGCCCAAGGUUUGAUGAAGGAUAUUGACAAGCUGGCCGACGAUUACCUGAAAAACCUGAAGAAAGAGUCACCAGAGAAGAAGAAGGAGCAGUUGAUGCACAUUCAGAGUUUGUUCAACAAAGCCAAGGAGUACGGUGAUGACAAGGUGCAACUGGCCAUUCAAACGUACGAACUUGUUGACAAGCACAUCAGGAGAUUGGACUCUGACCUGGCGAGAUUCGAGGCGGAGAUUCAGGACAAGGCCCUGAGCAGCAAUCGAGUGCAGGAGGAGGGUGGAGCGAGCAAGAAGGGCAGGAAGAAACAGAAGGAGAAGGAGAAGAGGAAGAAGGGAACGGCUGGAGCGAGCAGUGAGGACGAGUCCAAAACUGCCAGGAAGAAGCAGAAGAAGGGAGGGUCUAUGGUGACCUCAGCUGCCAUUGGGGCUGUUGGCAGUGGAGCACAGACCGAUAACACGUCACUUGGGCAUCCUGCUGAUGUCCUCGACAUGCCUGUCGAUCCUAAUGAGCCCACUUACUGUCUGUGCCAUCAGGUGUCCUAUGGCGAGAUGAUCGGGUGUGAUAAUCCAGACUGUCCAAUCGAGUGGUUCCACUUUUCCUGCGUGGGUCUGACAACGAAGCCCAAGGGUAAAUGGUACUGUCCCAAAUGUACGCAGGAUCGAAAGAAGAAAUGAAUCUCCACCGGAAAGCAGAGCAGAACAAGAAGAAAAUCCCUCAAAAGUCAAAAAAUUGCUCAGCAAUCGGCAGGAGGCAAUCGCGGUGAUCUUUCAGCCCGAUGAAUCGAGAUUAAUUCAGACAAUGUUUCAUUGUCCAAAAUGAAACAUGGAUUAAACUCAACUUAGGAAAUUAAAGACAACUGCGUUUGCAUUGCAUCUGAAAUGAAACUCGUGUGCAAUUCAGUGUGAUAAAAGCAUAAUACACAUUACUGUAGAUGUAGAGACCUAUUUAUUCUAAACACAAUGUUCAUUCCUGAUGUAAUGCAAGAACAGUUUUUAUCGGUUUAUCACAGAACUAGGAGAAUUUGAGAACUGGCCGAACGUUUUUUUUUUAUUUUAUUCACCAUUUUUCGUUAACUCUUGCACAUAAGUAUUUAUUCAUCCUUCACACUAACGUCUGAAUUACGUUAUUUUUUAUACAAUCACUGGCCAGCUCUUGAUAAUCUGUGAUUCACCUUAAUUAGUUUAUAAAAUUAAUUAUAAAUACAAUCAGGCAAGUAUUAAUUAAACUGUACUCGAAAUCAUGAGGAUAAAUAUAGAUUCAGAUCUAUAUAUUAGUUAAUAUACUAGUUAAUUACUGUUUUUUUAUAUUUUAUGAAUGUGAAUUGUUAGAUCAGCAAUGAUUUCCAAUAAUCUGAGCCAAAAAUUGUAUGGUAAGUGAACAAUUCAUGAUGAACAAACAACCAUUGUUUUAAUUCCAAGGUGAUUAAUUCAUCAUUUAUUCGUUGUAAAGUAAUUAUUGAUGAAUAAACUUCCAGUACUUUACCUA
This is a messenger RNA of Diachasma alloeum, 1717 nucleotides long. It is a transcript of the gene Ing5, whose product is annotated as inhibitor of growth protein 5. The coding region runs from base 136 to 906 and encodes 256 amino acids. The transcript is spliced from 3 exons. Gene Ontology annotation, biological process: regulation of DNA-templated transcription. NCBI's taxonomy places the organism in Eukaryota, Metazoa, Arthropoda, Insecta, Hymenoptera, Braconidae. Gene Ontology annotation, cellular component: nucleus. The record is from RefSeq and is a predicted model, not a curated record.